Schistosoma rodhaini is the source of this 3301-nucleotide messenger RNA. Lineage: Eukaryota; Metazoa; Platyhelminthes; Trematoda; Strigeidida; Schistosomatidae. The record is from the annotation of a GenBank genome assembly.
GUAAACAUUCAUUACUAUCAUACUGAUAAACAGACAUACUUACUCAUUUCAUACUCUUAUAUUUAAUUAUGAUAUACCUUAGUAACUAAAUAAAGGUUACAAACAUAACCUUGAUCAUUAUUAUCAUACUUACUUACUUACCUACGCCUGUUACCCCUCGUGGAGGAGCAAGCAUAGGCCGCCCACUAACAUUCUACAUCAUAUGAUCAUUAACCAAGAAAAAAAAUCUAAUGAGUUUUGGUUCGUUUUUUUUUUUUGGAAUUAAAUUUUUUUUGUAUAUAAAGUGUAGUUGACAAGUGAAAUUCACAAAUUAUUGAAUUACACAUACCAUACCAUUCAAUUCAUCUCUCUCUCUCUCUCUAUAUAUAUAUAUAUAUAUUCAACCCUUUUGAUUCAACCUUUCGAUCCAACACUUUGAUCCAACCCUUUUGAUUCAAUCCUUCGAUCCAACACUUUGAUCCAACCCUUUUGAUUCAAUCCUUCGAUCCAACACUUUGAUCCAACCCUUUUGAUUCAAUCCUUCGAUCCAACACUUUGAUCCAACCCUUUUGAUUCAAUCCUUCGAUCCAACACUUUGAUCCAACCCUUUUGAUUCAAUCCUUCGAUCCAACACUUUUAUCCAACCCUUUUGAUUCAAUCCUUCUGAUCCAACACUUUGAUCCAACCCUUUUGAUUCAAUCCUUCGAUCCAACACUUUGAUCCAACCCUUUUAAUUCAACCCUUAUUGAUCCAAUCCUUUUGAUCUGACCCAUUGAUAUUCAAAUCAUGUCUAUCAAUCAAUUAACUCAAGAACAAUGGGAUGAUUUAUUUCAUAAAUAUAAAUCAUUACGUGAAUCAAAUAAUAUUGCAUGGGAUGAUAUAAAAACUGCAUUAGAAGUUGUUGGUGUCUCUGUUGCUGGUCAUGAAAUAAGAGAUUUAGUUGGACAACAAAGAAAUUGGCUUAAUCCAGAUGAAUUUCAUGAAUUAUAUAAAAAAGCAAAAGAUUUAAAAGAUACAACAAAAGCUAUUAGCAAAGCUUUAUUAUUAAAACAUGCUGAAGAUGUGAAGUCAUUUACUGUUGGCAAAAAUGAUACUGAUACUAGACAUUCAGUUAGUAAAGCAGAAGAAAGAGGUUUUACAUUAUGGAUCAAUAAACGUUUGGGUCAUGAUGUUGAAUUACAAGAUGGUAUUCUACCAGUUGAUCCAUCAGUUGAUGGUCAAUUAUAUCAACGUUGUAAAAAUGGGAUAUUGUUGUGUAAACUUGUCAAUGUGGCUAGUCCAAAUACUAUUGAUGAACGAAGUAUAAAUAGAGGACCUAGUUUGAAGAAUGUUUUUAAUGUUCAUGAAAAUCUUACAUUAGCUGUUAAUUCAGCUGCUUCCAUUGGAUGUUGUGUAGUAAAUACUGGUCCAGAAGAUAUUAUGCAAGGUAAACGACAUAUUGUACUAGGAUUAAUUUGGCAAUUGAUACGUCGUGGAUUAAUCGAUACAAUUACACUGAACAGACAUAAAGAAUUAAUAGCUUUACUACAUGAUGGAGAAACUGCGGAAGAUUUAUCUACAUUGAAACCAGAAGAAUUAUUAAUGCGUUGGGUGAAUUAUCAUUUACAUCGUGCUGGUUGUGAUAGACGUAUUACAAAUUUCAAUUCAGAUUUAGCUGAUUCCGUUGUCUAUGCACAUUUAAUGGAACAAAUAGUACCAAUCGAUAAACGUUGUAAAUUAAUGUCUGCUAGUGAAAUUUUAAGUUCAACAAGUCGUCAAGAAAGAGCAAUGAAUGUAUUGAAUAAUAAUGAAACAUUGGGUACACCAUUUACUUUAGCACCAGAAGAUAUAUAUCUAGCUGGUGAAAAGAAUAAUGAUAAUCGUGAUCGUUUAAAUUUAGCAUUUCUUGCUACAUUAUUCAAUAUGUAUCCAGGUUUAGAUGCACGUCGUGAUGAUUUCCUGGUAGAAGGUGAAACAUUGGAAGAAAGAACUUAUCGUAAUUGGAUUAAUUCAUUAGGUGUUAAACCAUAUGUAACACACUUGUACACUGAUCUUAGUAAUGGAUUAGUAUUAUUACAAUUAUUUGAUAAAAUUAAACCGGGUGCAGUGGAUUGGUCAUUAGUGGAUCAAGAUUUUGAUCCUAAAAGACGUUUAUUUCAAGAAACAGGGAAUUGUAAUUUAGUGAUUGAUUCGGCACAAUCAAUGAAUAUACGUUUUGUUAAUGUUAGUGGUAAAGAUAUACAAAAAAGGGAUCGUAAAUUAGUUUUGGGCGUUUGUUUCACAUUGAUGCAAGCAUAUAUAUUUAAAUUACUUCAUGAAGUUACUCCAGGUGAAAGUCAUAUUCCACAUGAUGAUAAAGAUAUUCUAACAUGGGUAAAUGAACAAAUGAUGGAAGCAAGAGCUAAACCACUUAGUAGCUUUAGAGAUUCAGCUCUAGCUACUGGUAUACCUAUCUUACAAUUACUUGAACAUAUUAAACCUAAUUCAACUAAUAAAGAUAUAUGGUUAGGUAAUAAUAUUGAUGAUGCAUCUAUACGUCAAUAUGCUAUAUCAUGUUGUCAUAAAGCUGGUGCUAGAGUAUUUACUUUACCAGAACAUUUAGAAGAUUUAAAUGGUAAAAUGAUUUUAACCUUAUUUGCAUCAUUACAAUUAUUAUAUUAUAAUCUUAAACAAAAAGCUGAAAAUAAACAUAAACGUAUUAAAAAUAAUGAAUUAAAAUGGUUAAAAUUAAAUGAUGAUCAAAAAAUUAAUGGAGACGAAUAAAAAAAAGGGGGGAUCGUUUUUUUUUUGUUGCUAAGGUUUCAAUGAAUCAAAUUGUUUCUAUACAUAUAUACAAAAAAAAAUUUUGUUGCCACCUUAAUUAUCUUAAAAAAAAAACAAAAAACAAAACGGAACUUAAUUAGUUACAGAUGGUAUAUUCAUUUCAGUCUAAAAAAAAAUCUUUUUUUUUUGUUGCCAACAAUUGAAUGAAUCAAAUUGUUUAUAUAGAUACAUACAAAAAAAAAAAUUUUUGUUUCCAUCUUCAUUUAUCUUUUAAAAAAAAAAGAAAAAAAAAACAGAACUCAAUUAGUUACGUACUUUCUUGUUUAAUUUUUUUUUUGUUUUUCUUUUGUUGCUAAGGGAAUUUCUUUGAUCUAAAAUCUAUAUACAUAUGUAUGAUUAAGUAGUAAAGGAAUUCAAGUGCCAAAUAAUAUUUCAUUUGUUCUUUUAUGUGUUAUCAUUUAUUGACAUGUUACCCUUUCUUUUUAUUUUUUAAAUAUUUUUUAUUUUUCACAAGUUAAACUUCAUUUGAAUUGUUUUGCCAUAGUAAUUAAUAAAAUAAAUUAUAUAUUUUCAUUAAAUG